GAACGGACGUCAAAUCCACUAAUGUUGUUAAUCUAAUAUAUAACUCAUCGACGUCCUCUUGGAGAUGUCGUUCACGGACGGCAGCAGGUUAUUGGUGGACCCCCCCUGGUGGGGGGUCGUACUAGACAUGGAGGACGGUGGAAUUGGGUGGGGGGUGCUGAAGUUGCUAACUGGGGGGGCGCCGUUAUGUGUAGGGGGAGGGGGGCCGUAGUUGACCUGGUGCUGCGGCAUGGCAUAGCCCGGAGGGGGGAGGUGCUGGUGGUAGUAUGGAGAUGGGGCGUACUGGGGUUGCGGGUAAGCCUGGUACAUAUGGUGCUGGGGUUGGUGCAGCACUGGUUGCUGAGGCAUGUACUGGGAGGGCGGCGGUUGGUACGACACUGACGGCAACGACUGCUGAUGCUGCAGCGGCGGCUGUGGCACAUGGGUGGUUUGUUGUAGGGGCUGUUGUUGUGGGGGGGCUUUGGCAUACGCAUUGAGCGACGGAAUCGCAGAGGGGUAUCCAGGGGGCGGUAGCAGACGAGUAAUGGACGGAGCGUUAGUCGCCGACUGCUGGUCCGAGCCACUUGCUUGACCCACAUUGUUGGAUGGGGCGUUUAGGGUUGGGAUGGCCGUCGUCGUGGUAGCUUGGCUGUCGUACGUGGGUUGCUGGCCAUUGUGAAGUUGGUGAGAAGACGUGGAGAUCGAUGGUGGUGGCAGUUGUUGAUGUUGCGAGGGGGUUGCUGCUGCUGAAGGAGGGUACAUGUUGUUGGUUCCAUUCGAGUGUUGUUGUUGCUGUUGCAUGGGUGGAAUAUUCCCCACAUGCACCAUGUGCUGCUGCUGUGAAGGGUGGGCUUGGGUCAUCCAUGGACCAUUGCCAGGAAUCAUCAUGCCACCUGGUUGCUGGUACACGGGGUGGUGUUGCGGAGGUGGCGGCUGGACAUGAUGAUACAUGGGCUGGGCAUAGCCUGGGGGUAAGUUGGUGCGCGGAUCUACGCUGCCCCCCGUCUGUGGUGCGAUCUGGUGGUACACGUACUGCUGGGGAGGGUACUCGCUGUUGUACUGGACUUGUUGGGGGUGGUGCAUUGGAUACGGCACGUAGGUCACCCCACCUGACGGGUAUGGAUGGAUUGGUUGGGACUGCAUGAUUUGAUAUGGUUGUUGGUGUUGGGGGGGUUGAAGUUGAGGCUGAGCGUUGUAUGAACCAGGAGUGGUUGCAUGCUGCAGCCCAUUAUGGGAAACGCUAUGAGGCUGCGAUUGUACGUGUUGCUGCGAAAGUUGUUGCGGUGGCUGGGCAAGUUGCUGCUGGGAAUCCAGGUCGAGUUGUGAAGUGGGCGCCAGGGACUGCCCCGGUGUCGGGUCGUGAUGGUACAGUAGCGGAGGCAUCUGGGGAGCCGGCGACGACGAAUGCGAAGAAGCAUGCGUGGUGACAUGUGUGGCUGCAGACAACGGAUGAAGCGCGCUUGUCAUCGAUGGAAUGUGCUGCUGGGAAGGAUGGAUCGGACCAGGCAACUUGGCAACAGAUGCCGAUGUCGUCGACGUUGGUUUGAUCGACGGGAUGCUCGGGCUACCUUGGGAACUUCGAGGAAGCGGCGACGCGGUGGCAGACGGGGCGGCAGCGGACGCAAGCAAAGCCAUGUUGGAUUGCAUUUGGUCGGACUUGAUGUCCCAGUCCGGUUGCUGUUUCGCGAUCGCAGGACUGUUGUUGUCUUGUUUGGCUUUGAUCGCUCGGGUGGCCGUUGUCUUUUGAAUCUUUGCAAUUGGGACGACUGCAGAGUCUGACGAGUGCUUCGACCCGCUUCGGUUGCUGCUUCUGUCCAAAUCUUGGUUGUUGGUCUCCACCCCUUUUUCAUUGUACGGUUGGAACCGCGCCGUGUUGUUGCGGCUUUGCAUCUCUUCGCGCAAUGCCUUCAGCUUGGCCACGGGAAUGCCCAUGAACACGCCAAAUCCGUAGUACACUUCGUCCGCAGGUGGUUUGGGCGCGUUCACUCCACCGUCGACUGCUAUGUCAUACGCAGAGCUGAGCUUCUCGCGCUCGGAAUUCGGCAUUGCUCGCUCGUUCGCCUGCCGCCGCCCGU
This is a messenger RNA of Aphanomyces astaci, 2054 nucleotides long. RefSeq lists its product as hypothetical. The record is from RefSeq and is a predicted model, not a curated record. Lineage: Eukaryota; Oomycota; Saprolegniomycetes; Saprolegniales; Verrucalvaceae. Bases 684 to 1124 code for a protein of 146 amino acids. The transcript has a single exon.